Clarias gariepinus (North African catfish) is the source of this 3154-nucleotide messenger RNA. RefSeq names its product tripartite motif containing 32 (gene trim32). The transcript is spliced from 2 exons. Lineage: Eukaryota; Metazoa; Chordata; Actinopteri; Siluriformes; Clariidae. The coding region runs from base 61 to 2076 and encodes 671 amino acids. The record is from RefSeq and is a predicted model, not a curated record. Gene Ontology annotation, molecular function: protein binding; zinc ion binding.
CGGGCCGUUGAUGCAGCAUCGCCAGGCUCAGGCUGAGUUCAGGAGUUUGUGAAAUGCAUCAUGGCAGCUGCAUCAUGUCUGGAUCCGGACCUGGUGCGAGAGGUGCUGGAGUGCCCCAUCUGCCUUGAAACCUACAAUCAAGACCAGCUCCGUCCCAAACUGCUCCAGUGUGGCCACUCCGUGUGCCGGCAGUGCCUGGAGAAGCUCCUGGCGAGCACCAUUAACGGCGUGCGAUGCCCGUUUUGCAGUAAAGUGUCCCGCAUGAGCAGCAUCUCCCAACUGGCUGACAAUCUCACGGUGCUGAAGAUUAUCGACUGCGCCAGCUCGUGCGUAUCGACGGCCGGCCUCAUGUGCAAGUCGUGCAAGAACCGGCUGCCGCGCCAGUACUGCUGCGACUGCUCCGUUGUGCUCUGUGAUGCCUGCAAGGUCGAAGGUCACCAGCAUCACGGGCACACCGUGCUGAGCAUACGCGCUGCCGCCGAGCAGUGCCGGAAAGACCUCGGUGGAAGGCUGGCGACUCUCAGAGAUACCAUGACCAAUAUUCAGAAGAAGAAGACGGCUAUCGAUAGUGUUUCGAAAUCGCUGCGUCUGAAGUACAAAGCGGUGCAGCAGGAGUAUGCCAGGGCCGAGCUGCAGCUUCAGGAAGAGCUCGGGCGAUCGCGUCGUGCCUUCGCAGCAUCCCUGGCUGAGGUAGAGAAGCUCAAUUCUCAGAUUCUUGAAGAGCAAACGUAUCUCCUGAACAUCGCAGAGGUCCAGGUUGUGUCUAGGUGUGACUACUUGACCAUGAGGAUUAAGCAAACAGACACCGCUCUUCUAGAAGAGGCGGGCGGGAACGACGAAGAAGAGCUGGAUGUAAAAAGCAAUCUUCCCAUACUUCUAAAGUUGCAAGAACCCGAGCUGAUCAAAACGGAGAAUCCGCAGUCGUUAGAUAUGGCUCAGCUGACGACCAAGCCAUGUACCGUUAACACGGAUGAAGAAGAUGGUCAGGUGUUAGCUGCUGCUGCCGCCGCCGCUGUGGCCGUCUCCGCCACCACCGCCCCUGUAGAUUCGUAUCAUGACGUCGAUAUGACAAGCACCGUCGAGGAAGCAGUUUGCGCCUCGCCUGGUAGCUUCAAAUCCAAAUCUGUGGACGGGGGUGGACCUGGGACUGGAUCAGCAACCACGGGUCAGUUAUGUCAGUUUGUAAAGAAGAUGGGGUGCAAAGGAAACCUCCCGGGCAUGUUUAACUUGCCAGUGAGCAUCUGUGUAACUCCUCAGGGGGACGUUCUGGUGGCGGACCGGGGCAACUAUCGAAUUCAGAUCUUCAACCGCAAAGGUUUUCAGCGCGAGAUCCGGCGCAACCCGAGCAGCAUUGACAACUUCGUCUUGAGCUUCCUAGGUGCUGACCUUCCUAAUCUCAUCCCUUUGUCCAUCGCCAUCACCCCUCAGGGACUCAUCGGAGUCACGGAUAACUAUGAUAACUCUGUCAAGGUUUACACAACAGACGGGCAUUGCAUCGCAUGCCACAAAAACCAGCUGAUCAAGCCAUGGGGGAUCGCCGCCAUGCCUUCUGGUCAGUUUGUUGUGUCAGAUGUCGAAGGAGGAAAGCUGUGGUGUCUGGCGGUCGAUCGAAACGUCGGGGUCGUGAACUACAACAGGUUGUGCUCAGCCGUCAGGCCUAAGUUUGUGACUUGCGACUCUUCAGGGACGGUCUAUUUCACACAAGGAUUAGGUUUGAACAUCGAGAACAGGCACAACGAGCACCACCUGGAAGGAGGGUUCUCCAUCGGGUCCGUCGGGACGGACGGCCAGCUCGGGAAACAGCUCAGCCACUUCUUCUCCGAAACCGAGGAUUUCCGCUGCAUCACAGGAAUGUGCGUGGACGCCAACGGGGACCUGCUGGUGACGGAUAGCGGAAGAAAGGAAAUCUUGCAGUUCCCCAAAGAAGGCGGUUAUAACAUUCUGAUUCAGGAUGGACUGACAUGUCCCGUCGGAGUGGCCGUUACACACAAAGGACAGCUUCUGGUGUUAGAUUGCUGGGACCACUGUGUCAAGGUGUAUACUUAUUUACAGCGGCGACGCUCGUCGACUUGUUAAGACUGCACAGCUUUAUUUGACUCUUUAGUCACUUUAACUUGAUGGCUGCAUAAUCUCUGAACUUUUGUCUGUAGGGUUGAAAGAUGGGCAGACAUUUGAUUAAACGGCCUUUCACCGAUGCCAGUGAGAGAUCGGAAAAACUGUGUUAUAUUCGGCACAUCUGAUGGCAAUAAAUUGACCGAUGUUGCGAUUGUUUGUAAAAUCAACGAUACGAACACACGUUUUGACAUACUGCGUUGUGUUGGCAUCAAAAAGAAGGACUGUCAGGUUCAGGUCAAGAGCUAAGCAAAACGGAAAUCUAUUUAUCUGGAUGCAUAACGUGAAUGUGUUUAUUUAUCAAUUAAUGAUUCCUGUUUGUGUCUUUUUCCAUCAACUGAUAACUCUUCAAUGUCAAAGUGCCCUCUAGUAUCACAGAAUAUAGGCAUAGUUUCAUCAUCCAGCAUAAAAAAAACAAACAAAAAAAAUCUCUCUCUAUAUAUAUCGGAAUACAGUGUAACCACGUACGUGAAUCUUGGUAUAAAAACAAUAACAGUGACACAAUUAACGACUUCAUCAGUGUAGAUGUUUUUAAACCUGUGUAUGAAGUUGUUGUAGUUACCAAAGGACUUUUUAAGAUCAGGAUUUCUGUAGGCAUGUGAUCGCUGCAAGAGCUUGUCGAGUCAAUGCAGGAAUUUGGACCUGCCAUCCUCUGGGGAAUUGUGAGUAGAAAUUCUGCGACUUAACAUCGGCGCAUGACAGACCAUGUUAUUACUAAAUAAAAAGAAUAAAUAAAUCGAUAAAUACCAAAAAAAGUAGUUUUAUUAUUUAUUUUUUUUUACCUCUAAAACUGAAUGAGCCACUCGACAUAUGAAUCUGGAGCCCUGCCCCUUUUCCUAUUUCAUGUUAGCCAUUGUUGCUCUCGACUUGUGACAUGGAGCCUCCGUACAAUUUUAUGGCAUUUCAAGUUAAUUAACGCGAGAUAAAAUUGAUCACAAUAUACAUUCAAAAUAGCUAAUUAGACAAGUUAACAUUUGUAACGUAAAACAUAAAACUACAUUUUUACCCUGCUGGGAAUAACUGGUCAAAAUGUAAAAUUAGG